AAAUAAUCAGUCAUUCAUCUACAUUAAAACUACAAACAGCUGUCGAUUUACUAACAAAAUAUUUACGCCUUGAUGAUAUUGUAAAAUUUUAAUUGAUUUACCUUAAUCAUAAUGAUUGAGUUAAAAGCGUUAUUGGAUUUGCCGCUAAUCUAUUCUUUUAUCAUUUUAAUAUUUGGAUACUACAUUUAUUAUUUAAUACGCAUUGUGAAGACACCAAUAUUAGUUUGUGGGGAUGAUCAAUUCCGUAAAUUAAUUGUAAAUAACAUGGAAAUAGUAAAAGAAAAAUUCCUCCCGACACCUUGGUGUCUUGAAUCACGUGCUCAAACUAUUAUGGCAAGUAUCAUACGAGGCAAAAUGAUUCCCGAAAUUAAUUACCGAAGAGAAAUUUUAAAAUUACAAGAUGGGGGUGAAGUAGCUUUAGAUUGGGUAGAUGAUAAUUGUCAUAAAUUAGCACCAAUUGUUAUUAUUUUACCAGGAUUAACUGGUACUAGUCAAGCAGAAUAUAUAAGAUGUCUCGUCAUAGGCGGACGUAAAAUAGGAAUUAAAUGUGUAAUUUUUAAUAAUCGUGGACUUAGUGGCGUAUCGCUAAAGACUCCUAGAGCUUACUGUGCAGCUAAUUGUGAAGAUUUUACUGAAGUUUUAGCUCAUGUACGUAAAUUAAAUCCUAAUGUUCAAAUCGGAGCGUGUGGAAUUUCUAUGGGAGGAUUAAUAUUAGGAAAUUAUUUAGCACAAGAACGUGAAAAAGCUAUUGAUAAAUUACAAGCAACAUUUGUUCUAUCAGUACCGUGGAAUAUAAUUGAAGGGACAAAAAGUAUCGAAGCUGGAUUUAAUCGAGUGUUAAAUCGAUUGUUGACUAAAGCGAUGACUCAAACUUUUAGAAAUAUGCACGAUCAAGUACACGAGUUUUUCAAAGAGGAUUUAAAAGAAGCUUUUAAGAGUAAAACAGUAAGAGAAUUCGACUCAGCUUUUACUGCAAGACAUUUUGGAUAUAAAAAUGUCGAAGAGUAUUAUAAUAGUGCUACACUACACGACAAAUUACAAUUUAUCAGAGUACCUUUAUUUUGUUUGAAUGCCGCCGAUGAUCCAUUUCAACCUUUUGAAGUAAUACCAUUAAAAGAGGUAGAGAAAUGUAAAAAUAUCGCUUUUUUAAUAACAUCUCAUGGUGGUCAUAUUGGAUUUCUUCAAGGAAUGUGGCCCACUAAAGAAGAACAGUAUAUAACUAAAUUAUUCAAACAAUACUUUUAUAUGAUGUUUUUUAAAAAGGAACCAUAAAUA
Cotesia glomerata is the source of this 1275-nucleotide messenger RNA. It is a transcript of the gene Hydr1, whose product is annotated as phospholipase ABHD3. The coding region runs from base 112 to 1272 and encodes 386 amino acids. The record is from RefSeq and is a predicted model, not a curated record. Lineage: Eukaryota; Metazoa; Arthropoda; Insecta; Hymenoptera; Braconidae. The transcript has 7 exons. Gene Ontology annotation, biological process: medium-chain fatty acid biosynthetic process; medium-chain fatty acid catabolic process. Gene Ontology annotation, molecular function: monoacylglycerol lipase activity; acetylesterase activity.